AUGACCACACCGUCAGGUCACCUUGCAGCAAUGCAUUCAUCCGAUAUUGGCACAUCGACAGAGUCUGGCAAGACAAUCCAUGACCUGCCGCAAGAGGUCCUCGAUCAGAUCUUCGAAUCGCUCGACAGCCGGAGCGUGAAGUCAGCACGAAUUGCCCACCGAAUCUUCUAUAUCGCUGGCUCCUCGAUCCUGUUCCAGAGGCUUACUUUGACAUCGUUGAAUGCAUGCGAGAUACGCGAUGUCUUCCUCAAUAAUCCAAACGGCCAAGCCCUAGCGUCCUGUGUCAAGACUCUUGAGUUCUAUCUGGACGGGCCAACGGUAGCCUGCUCUUCAGUACGGUGCUACUGCCUAGUGACGAACGACGAUGGAUACUCGGUCACUUCUCCUCCGCCCCCAGCAAGCCUGCAGAUAACAUACGGCGGUCCCGAGUUUGCACAGCUCUGCGCCUGGCUGCACAAUGUUCGAACCGUCAACGUUGUCAAGAAGGCUGAUGUAACUCGUCGUCGACCUUCUCCCUGCCGUGCGUUUAUACCAGACAACCUGCUGGCCGUCGAGGCUCUGGCGUUGGCAACUCUGCUGCAAGGACCACCUCAGGUGGUUCAGCUGCUAUCAAUGAUGCGACUCCCUGACGAUGGUGUCGAAGAGAAUAUGGCCAGAGCUGACGCACUCAAGAGUCUGGCACGGGUGGGACUGCACAAGACAACAUUUGGGUUCCACUUGAAGUCGAUUUUGUCAUUAGGAACGAGGCCCGGCUUCACGGGACUCCGAAGUCUUCAGCUCAGUCUAUUUAGCUCUUAUAAUAGCCAAAGAGAUCGAGUCGCAGUCACCAAACUCGUGCCGAGCCUCCUGAGAGUCAUCAGUCCCUCCAUCGAACACUUGCACCUCGCAUUCUGCAUACCAUCUCCGGCCGGAGCUGUCAACGAGUGUAUCUGGUGCCAGCAUAUCUUUCCUGACAGGCCUACAUUCAGCAGCAUUCUGGGCAAGUGCGUCUUCGCAAAGCUGCGGAAGCUGAUUUUGCAGAAUGUCGACGCAAAGACUCUAGAAUUAGGCAGAUUUCUGAAAGCCCAUCAGAGCUUCCUAAAACACAUAAGUUUGAUUCACCACAGUUGCAAGCGGGACAUCAUAACCAUGCCUCUGAUUAGAGAGCUUGCGCAUGCAUGUGGACCACUACUAGACCGCAUUGUUCUGGAUCAUCGAUCAGUGGCGGUCACAAGUCCCGGUGUCGAAGAGGACGAGCUCAGUCACAUGUUUCUUGAGUCUACGAGGGCCUGGACGUUGAACGCAGCGGCAAUAGCACAAGCAUACGACCAGAAUAUGACCAAGAACGCCAUCCUGCACGCUGUUGCAUACACGCAAGAUGUGGCGCCCGAGACCGGGAUCUUGUCGUUCGUAUCGGAGGACGACAGGUUCGUUCGUGAGAAGAGCCCCGUUGAUUGGCGGCGAGGAAAGAUCAGGGCCAGCAUCCUGGAGCAAUACUGUGGUUUGUACGGUGCUUGCGGCCACGAAGUACCCUUCAAUGACGGCAUGCCGUGUGCGGGCUUUGAACAAGCCACCUUCGAGCACCAGUCCCUGCUUUACGUCUUUGUUGUUAACGGGCGACCUGGAGUGUACCGACGGUGUGCGGCUACAGAGCAGAUGACAUUCGAGGAAUUUGAUUUCCAACAUUACCUGCCAGGAGUCCCGCCGGAUAAUGCAGCUUUCUGGAUCUACACUCAGAGCAGCAAAUUCCUCAGCAAGUCAUUGGCAAGGUGGACAAGUGGCGGAAGGAUUCGUGGUCCGAACUACCGCAGGGAAAACAGAUGUCAUGUUCAAUUGCGAAUCGACGACGGUUUCGUCAACAUAUUCGAAUUCCAGACCGCUGAUUCCAAGCAGCAGACAUGGUGGACUUGGGAGGAUGACAUAGGAUUAGAGGCUCUCAUGGCUGACUGA
Cyphellophora attinorum is the source of this 1929-nucleotide messenger RNA. RefSeq lists its product as uncharacterized. Bases 1 to 1929 code for a protein of 642 amino acids. Lineage: Eukaryota; Fungi; Ascomycota; Eurotiomycetes; Chaetothyriales; Cyphellophoraceae. The record is from RefSeq and is a predicted model, not a curated record. The transcript has a single exon. Gene Ontology annotation, molecular function: protein binding.